CCUCGACUAUUCAGAUAUUUGCGCUCAGUGCAGAAAUGUCCGGAGUCGCGAACGACCAAAAACCCGCGCGGCCCUCCCAGAGUGCUUCCCGGAGGAAAAGCGCUCGGGAGAGGAAAUUGCGCGCUUGCACCGGGCCGACACUCGACCCCAGUGAAAAUCGAUGCUGCGAUCUAUCUGUGACACGGACAAAUUAAAACCAUCGACGUCGAACUCAUUAGACGGUGCAAUCCGCGCAAUCGACACACACGCGAACUUAUGCAACUUUUUCAACAUCAGCCGCCUGCUUACAGAGUGAUGUUCAGUAAUCAUUUUACAGUGCGUGAAAGUGACCGGUGUGUUGUGUCUUGUUCAGUGAGUUAACUCCUAACCACGUUACGUUAUUUAUUUCUGUUCGGAAAACAAAAUUGACAUUGGUGCUAUUUUGAAGUGAAUGCCAGAUUGUUUUGGUUGGCAUGGCGCCAGAAUGUAUAAGAACAGCUGACUGUAAACAAACAUUUGCGUCUUGUGGACAAUAGUUUGCAUAAUAUUUUAAAUACUUCCUGAUACCACAUUGUAUUCUUAUGAGAUAAAGUGUUAAAAUGGCGGGCAAAGACGAAUCCAGUGAUAGUGAUGGACCUAUAAUAGACGAUAACAUUAUUCGUAUACAAUUAAGAAGACCAAAUCAAAGAAAAUGGGAAUUGCGAACUCGAAAUCUUUCCCCUGGGAUGAGAUUUCCAACCGUACAACUUUUUGAUUGCGACGGAAAUCUUCUCGUUGAAACAAACGAUGAGAAUGUUUCUAUUAAAAGCUCUGAUUUUGAUGAUCCUUUGUUGAGAACAUCUCAAUCAUUGAAAGAAAAAGAUUUCCGUCACAUAAUAGCCAGGAAACCUGUCAAAAAGCACAAUACAAUUUCGGGAGACAAAGUAUACACUCGAGUUUAUCGUACACCUCUAAACAUUAAUGAAGACACAAAAAAUAAUAAUGAACGCUACAUAAUACGGAGCAGUAACAGUGUGUCAAACAUUCCAAGUAAACUCACAUUAAACAACUUUACUAAUUUAGAAACAAAUAGCCUUCAGACCAGCCCCUUUCACUCGGAGGGACUGAGUGAAAUAAGCAGUUACAAAAGUUCUGACAACGAAACUUGUAACGGAAUAAAUCAAUCGCCCGAGACACAUAAAGAAAAUCUGGAAAACCAUUCGGAGAAUUUAAUUGAAACUCCGAACAGUCCCUUUUCGUCACUUUCUUCAUUAAGUGACAUUAAUCAGGUAAUCGAUGACAUUUCAUCUAAUAAGGAAAACGAACCUGAUCCCGUACUUCAUAAAUCUCGAUCUUUCAAUGACGCUACCCUGAGCGGGUGCGCGAAAGGAUACGAAAACGAUAAUUUGCCGCGUUCUAAAUCCGGCGUUGUGUACAAUCCUCCACACAAUAAAAUAUCUUUCCUGAACACUUACUUAAAAAGCUUACGAGCUCGAGUGAGCUCUAAUCCGGAUUGGUUCGCUCUACAUCGCCGCCGAACAAUCGAAUAUGCUCCAAAUUCACGCGCGGCGCCUAAGCGCCAGGAAUUUUCGAAAAUUACGUUUGAAAAGCGUCCUACCUGCAAAAUAGGAGAUAUGACGUCAGACAACGAAUUAAUUAGUAUCGGGCCGGACGAUGCGGUACAUUCUGAAAUGAGGAAACGUUUGAAAAUGUAUAGACGUGGUAUAUCAGAGAUCGGGCCUAAGCAUAGGAACACGGGUGUAUUUACGAAAACGAGAAGACAUUCAGUGAGUGGCACGUUUCAAGUCGUUCAUACUUCCUCCUCGGAGAGUGUGGAUGAAGCUGACGUAGUACUUAACCGCUUGAAGAGGAGGAUACUCAGGAAUAAGUUGAGAGAGAAAAGACGGAGCCUCGGCGCGAAGUUUCAAUUCAGUGAGAACAACUGCAGAAAGAAUAGCGUUGAGAAGGAAGAUUGGCGAGAUGCGGGCGGCGGGGCCCCCGUGAGGUCCCGCCACGCUAUGGGCUCGAACAUCAGCCAGCACUCCGCCAAAGGUCUGAAAGGGCGGCGAGCUCGCUCCAGCGGCGACCUCUGCAAUGGCGACACUAAGUCUCAAACAGAAUCGUCAGUGUGCGGCUCUGUGGUGGGCGAUGUUAUGGGCUGGAAUCGGUCCCUGCCAAACCACCUAGACGGCAACCGGCAUUUGGCGGACUACAGCAGGGUGAACAACAAUUACGGGGAGUUCGGGACCUAUAACCGCUGCCAUCCGAAGGGCGGACGCGGUCUGCGGUACAGAGUUAGCAAGUCCGGUUCUGACGCUGAACCAGUUUGGAAGCUCCAAGACCCUGGCUUCGACCAGGGUUACGGUUCGGAACGUUCUCCAGAAGAUGAUUACGUUCCUCCGAUAGCACCAGCGAUAUCUCUGGAGGCUUACGAAGCGGAGCUGCGGUCUAUCUACCCAUUCAUCAAUGAUGAAAACUCCUUCACAGUAGUAGUAGAAAAAGAUGGCCGCGGUCUGGGAAUGUCAGUAUGCGGCGGUGGAGGCCUAGUGAGGAUACGAAGACUGUACCCCCCUCAACCAGCGUGGAGGACUGGCAGACUUGCCCCCAAAGACCUACUCCUAUCCGCCAACGGAGUUCCCCUUGCCGGACUUAGCACCUACGAAGCCCUCGAGGUGCUCCGCACGGCGUCGCCGCGGGUGGAGCUGCGCGUGUGUCGGCCGCCAGAAGACGUGCUCGACAGCGUCACGCCGCCGGAGCCGCCGACGCCGCCGGCCCGCACCCCACACCCGCCCCACCUCCCGCCGCUAGACCCCCUCAACUGUCACCCUAUGCAUGCCAGACUGUCUCAGACGACGAGCAGCGCGACCACGUCGUCGUCGGAGGGGCGCGGGCGACGCGAGGCGAGCCCGGAGCCCGACCGACGCGAUCUGCGCCUGCCGGACCUCGACCGACCGCUGCCAGUUUACGACGUGCAAUACGGGGAUGACGGAUCAGUGGAGUUCGAUAUAGUAAUGACCAAAGUGAACGGUUCUUUGGGCUUUACGCUCCGGAAGGAAGACCACAGCGCCUUGGGGCAUUACGUCAGAGCUCUGGUGAGGGAACCAGCCCUCAGUGAUGGGAGGAUACAACCUGGCGAUAGGAUUGUUGCUGUGAACGACACAGCGAUGUCUAACAUGUCGCAUGCGGAGGCGGUAGCGUUCCUUCGAGCAUGCGGCUCCGAGGUGCGCCUGCGUCUGUACCGCGAUCAUGCAGCCACGCCGCUGUCGCCAAUGUCACCGAGAGAGGAGCCUACGGAUUCAGACGCGCCUAUGAAUAGGCCUAAACCCCCGCUGAGGCCUGAAGCAGUAUCAAUGUUGUGCGACCUGGCGGCUCGGCGCCUCACCCCUGACGCGGCAGACGGGUCCCGAUCACCCUGCCUCUCACCCCGCAAGUACCGCAAGCUGACCAAGGAGAACAACCACUACGAACAGCCCAAUGAUGUUCCAAGUUCCAACAAAGUAGAACACGGUUCGGAACAUAGAGAAGUGGUUCAGGACUCGCGGCGGCCGGUGCGGACUGUGUCCCUCGCCAGCCCCACGGCACCACCCACUUGUAGAAAACAAAAGUUGAGCCUGACAGUGCCUCCCCAUGGAUACGAGUUAAACAAUUUGGACAACGAUACUCUGGAUGCUCCGAACGUAUACCAGGAAGACAUGUCACGCCAGAGGUACCCGGAGCCAGUGUUCCCUGUGGACUCUGAUGAGCCAGUGUCGAUGCCAGUGGAGCUGCUGAGCGACGAGGCGCGGUUCAAACAUGCGAACCCUGCGUAUCAAAGCGCUGUGCUCCAUACAACCAGCAGCGAUGGACAUACAACCAGUUCAGAGAGUCACAAAGAUGAUGGUAACGGUUUGAAGAAAUGGAAAGGUGUGGCGUUGUCUCCAGACAACGAGCGUAAGGUGAAGACGGAUCCUCCCCCCCAACCCAAACCCAAGGAAACCGAUCCCGUCCAAAAAGAAAACGUCAAACCUGAACCGCCUAAAGAUGAACCGUGUAAUGAACCUACGAUAGUAACAGUAGAACUGAAUCGUGGCUGGAACAGUCGGCUGGGUUUUAGUGUCCAGAGUCAUCCGGAGUCAGGACAGAGCUACAUCUCAGCCGUAUACAAUGACAGUGUGGCCGCUCGAGAUGGCCGACUCAGGCGUGGGGAUGUGAUACUGCAGGUAAACGAUGAGAACGUGACAUCAAUGAAGACACCAGAAGUGAUCGACCUGCUGCGAAUAUUAAGAGGCUCUAUUUGCAUCACUGUACUACGGCCACCCAACCCGCAGUGAACAAAUACUAUAUACUAUAGGGAUGAAGCGCACCCCUAGACCUCAGGAACAGGUCUAGUUGGAGAAAUGCAAGUCGCCCCGUCGGCGAUGCCGGGCCACGGGCGAAAUACUUAGAAAAAGUAAAACAAGAAUGAAUCUCUAUCCAACAUUAUUCGUCGAUGUACCUUCAUGACAUUUAACAUUCUAUCAAAAUAAAUAAAUUAAACAAGUUAUUUAUAAUACACAACACAUACGACAUUCGAGAGAAUCUUCACAAUAUUCAUUGAUUUCUUCUUUCAUUUGCAAAGUCGAAUAUUUAAUAUAUUGUGUAUAUCUAAACUAUUUAAUAUAGAUAGAAGAUUCCGUUAUCAUAUAAUAUUAUCGUGUAUUUUUUAUAAAAUAUUCUGGAGAUUUUGAAUCAUAGCUUCGUUAUUCAAUCUUCCAUGUAUAAUGUAUAUAAGCCAUACAAUCGAAUACAUGCUGUUUUGUUAAAGUUCCUACUAGUGGAUCGUGCUAAACUUCUGCCGUCGUAAAUUAUAAAUUUCAUAUACUUGAUAAGUUACCUAAUAAAAUAAUUUAUUUUCGGAAAGAUCUCUGUAGCUAUUUCAUAGAAAAUUGAUUAGGAAUAUAUGAACUAUUGAAAUCAUUAUAUUUAUUUAUCUAUCUUACCCGACCAAUAUAGAUACUCAAAGUUAGUCUAAUAAAAAGAUAUUGUAUUUUAUUUGAACACAUUGAAAAGGCAAUAAACAGCGUUUAUUUAGACUAAUAUACUUAAUAUAUGAAUAUUAAAAAUAUGGAACUUUAAAAUUAUUAUAUUCUUAUUAGAAAUUGACUUACAAAGUAGAGUUUUAAAUGUAAGAAACAAUUAAGGCGUCUGGCGGCCUACAAACGUGCAAAGUCCCUUGCCUAAUAAAAAGUAGACUAUGUUAUAGUAGAAAAUAUUAAAAUGUCAUGAAGUAUAGCAUUCCAAGAGGUUAGCCUUUGUAAAUAAUGUAAAGUUAAAAGACAGUUUUCGUAGUCGUUGUGAUGUUGCGUUGCGCACAAUUGUCAAAUGUAAUGAAUUGCAAAAUAUCGCAUAAGUAUUUUUAGUAUUUUUAUGGUUCGAUAAUAUUUUGCUCAAAUAUUAUAUUAACUGUAGUCAGAGCAUGGUGGGAAGUUUGACAAUUGUGUGUAGCGUAUUGUAACCACGUUUUUAUUAACAUAUUCGUAGCGUCACGAGAUAUUAUCGCGUAGGUUCCACGGACGCGCAGGUGACGCGGUCCGUGCGAUCUAUCAGAUCUCUGGGCAAUAAUAAUAAAAGUACACAAGUUUGUCAACAUACGCUAGAACGACAAACGUUACUAAAACAAUUGAGUUAGAUUGCUAAUAAAAUUUAAAAUUAUUGCAUUAUACGCUAUACUUCCUAUAGGCACUGAUUAUAAAUUCUAGUCAAAUCUAAAUUUUAAUUGAAAUUAUUACACAGUUAGCCUUUGAGAAAUAUUAUAUUGAAGUAAAAACAGUAGUUAAAUUAUAUUCUUACAUAAAUAAAUAAAUAAAAUAUUAUACAAUAUUCACACUUUUGAUUUGUCAGAAGGUGUCUAUUUGUUAUGAACUUGAAAGAUUUUAUCAACAAAUCUAUUUUAAUAUUAACGAUGCUAGCCUUAAGUAGAUAGAAUAAUUGUUUAGAGAAGUACCUAUAAAGAGGAUCAUUACCCAUAAUACAAGCUGAACGAAACAAUCAACUGAUAUUCUAAAGUAAUUGUGAUGGAAUUGUGUUAGUUUAACCGUGUAUCGUACGUACUAGACUAAAUAUGUGAACUACUGUAGGUGCAGAUUGGCCCAGCGAACCAACGUCAUAUAGUGCAUAUUAAUGUAAUCACUCAGCAAUAAAACCUAGGAUAUAAUGCCAAUAUUUAAAAUGUUUAAACAUUGACGCACCAGAGUUUUCUCAUCAGUACUAUUUUAUGGUAAACAGUAACUUUGUACAAAUUACAAGCGCUAAAAGCGAUUUUACUAUAAGAAAGAAUUGUAAGCACUGGAUACAUUUUUAACCGACUUCCCAAAAAGGAGGAGGCACCGACUUCUUAACUUUCAGUGGGACACCCACUUUGUUUUAUUAUCAUAAAACAUAUUAGAUAUCGCAAAUAAUGGUGUCAUUAAAUAAAUGCGUAAAUAGUUCGAGGACUAUCAGAAACCAAUGGAAACAAAGGAGUGUGUCACCACGAUGUCAACAAUCGUGCACACCAGCUAAAUGUACCAGUGUCACGAACUUCGUGACACUAUUGUCUUGUCACCCUGAACGUGGCAGGACUUGUGAUUAAAACAAAAUAUACAUGCAGGGUUGUUUCCUAAGUGACUGUCGACAUCCAGUGGUCUGGACAACCUAACCAGGGUUACUUGGACCCUGGUUCGAAUCAGGAGUAGGAAUGGGUUGUUUUUAGUCAGUAAGAGUCUGACACUCUCUCUCGUAUCACCCAGGGUGGAAGAAGUCAUCAAAUGUUUAAAAACAAAGUGACUGACGAGAGUCAAAAUGUCAUAAAACGUCGAUUUUAGUCUUCAGUCAUUAAACUUUUCAGAAAUUGAUAACAUUUUUUGACUUUGAUGAUAUCUGUUCAUUAUUUUUUGAUUUUCCGACAAAACCAAUUUUAGUGGUUAUUCUGAUAGUCCCUAUAUACUUAUUUCAUUAUGAAUUCUGUUUUAAAAUUCCCAUACAGGUAACUGGUGCUUCAAUCACGAUUGCACAUUGCUUGCUAGUCUCAUGCCUUAACAAAGUCUGGGCCGUAGUUAUGAUGACGAUAAAUAAAGAAAUACAUUCACAAAGUGUCGUGUCAGUCAUAGAAAUGUUAAUGGAAUGUACGAUAAACUUAAUUACCUUACUAUGAUACAAAUAAAAAUAUGAAUUAAAGUUA
This is a messenger RNA of Spodoptera frugiperda (fall armyworm), 7135 nucleotides long. RefSeq lists its product as uncharacterized. Bases 579 to 4268 code for a protein of 1229 amino acids. Lineage: Eukaryota; Metazoa; Arthropoda; Insecta; Lepidoptera; Noctuidae. The transcript is spliced from 15 exons. The record is from RefSeq and is a predicted model, not a curated record. Gene Ontology annotation, molecular function: protein binding.